AACCCCUCCCACAUUUUGCCUAUUUUAUACUAGUACUAGUAUAUAUGUAUUUGUAGCUUUGUGUUUAUAUUUUACUAUUUCCUUUUGUAGAAGAAAAAUCUUUGAGAAAUGACUAAAGAUGAAGACUUUAAGCUACUCAAGAUCCAGACUUGUGUGCUCAGAGUGAACAUACAUUGUGAUGGGUGCAAGCAGAAAGUGAAGAAACUCCUUCAAAGAAUUGAAGGUGUUUAUCAAGUAACAAUAGACUCUGAGCAGCAAAAAGUGACUGUUUCUGGUAGUGUGGAUUCUGCAACUUUAAUUAAAAAAUUAAUCAAGGCUGGUAAGCAUGCUGAGCUUUGGUCUCAGAAUACUAAUCAUCAAAUUCCGAAACAAAACCCCAACUGCAUCAAAGAUAACAACAAGAACAACAAAAAUCAAAAGCAGCAAGUUGGUAUACUCAAGAACCAGCAAAAGUUCAACCUUGUGCCGGAGGAACUCGAUUAUCUCGACGAGGAGGAUGAGGACGAUGGUUACCCUGAGGAAGAGAUGAGGUUUGUGAGGCAAGAUCAAGAAAGACAGAUGGCUCUAAUGAGACAAGUAGAAGCAAAUAAUAACGAGAAGAAAGCUAUGGCAGCAGCUAUGGUCAAUGGUAAAGUAAACAACAACAACAAUGUCGCCAAUGCGAAUAAUGCGGGCACUGGGAAGAAAACAGGCCCUAUCCAGAAUAUGCCAAUGAAGGCGAAUCCUGGAGGUCCCAACAUUGACCCAAGAACAAUGGCUGCUAUGAAAAUGAACAUGAACAAUGUCAAUCUUGGUGAGGCUGCGAAAAGGGGAAUGGGAGGAAAUGACAUAAAUGCAAUGAUGAAUCUUGCUGGUUUUCAUGGGAAUAACAAUAAUGGGAAUGGGAUUACUACUAAUAACAAUGGUGGUGGAGGAUUUCAAGUUCAUCCAAAUAAUGUUAUACCAGGUGGUCAUAAUCCCUCUGCUUCAAUGCUAAUGAACAUGAACAAUGGUGGGGCGCAACAACAACAGUAUAAUCCUUCGCCAAUGCUAAUGAAUUUUCAAAACCGCCAUGCUAUGCAACAACAACCACCACCUCAGAUUGCUUACAAUAGGUCGCCUUUCAUUCCUCCAGCUAUUGGUUAUUACUAUAACAAUAGUAAUAAUUAUGGUGGUCAAGUUCCAUACACUUCAUAUGUUGAUCCUUAUUAUUACAAUUCUGGUGCUGCUGCUGCUGAUCAAUCUGCCACAAAUUCUCAUAUGUUUAUUGAUGAGAAUCCUAGUAGUUGUUCCGUUAUGUGACUGAUGAAUGAAGUCGUUUUUAGAGUAUUUUGUAAUGUGGGAAUUGAAGUAAUAUGGUUUGUGGGAUGAGGAGUGUUUUAGGUCUUCAAAUCUUUAUGAUGUUUAUUUGUAUUUUCUUUGCUACUACUACAAUUCUAUCUUGUUGUAUAAUUCUCUUUAUAUUAGUAGUUCGUAUUUUUAUUAAAUAGGGGAAGAAUAUGUUUUAUUAUAAGGUCUGUGUUUUUA
Messenger RNA from Lycium ferocissimum, 1506 nucleotides. Its product is annotated as heavy metal-associated isoprenylated plant protein 37. The record is from RefSeq and is a predicted model, not a curated record. Bases 109 to 1281 code for a protein of 390 amino acids. Gene Ontology annotation, molecular function: metal ion binding. Lineage: Eukaryota; Viridiplantae; Streptophyta; Magnoliopsida; Solanales; Solanaceae. The transcript is spliced from 3 exons.